UGUGUUCUGUGUGUGGUUCUGUGUUUUGGUUUGGUUCCGUGCGAUGGAUCUUUUCGAUUUGGUUCGAUAAUGAACAGCCAAGGCAAAGAUACCAAUACAGUUUUAACAAAUCUUUCAAACUAUUUGACAGUCGUAUCGGACAAACCAUAUAGCGAGAGGAAAAAGCAACGUUAUGGUCUGCCUGCUUUGAGGUCCAGCGCAAAUAGCUCCAAUCUUGGACGUCGUGGACUCAGAUCUUUGCAUAAAACCACUUUGAACAUAACAAGUGGUGAAAUCAAAAACGAAUUUUGUAGUACUAUGAAAGAUAGUUUCGGUGGCAAACCUAGCCUGAAACCGGUCAAGCAGUUAAAAAAGUUCCCCUCCUUGCACACAUCACAAUUUGACGUAGGUUUGAAUUCUGAGCUCCACACAACAACAACCACCAAGGAUUGUUUCACAAAUUAUACAGGUCGGAGAACAACAGAGCAUGUGGACAGAGCACGAUGGAUGAGUCAAAUGGCUGGAAGAAACAUGGUGAAUUGCACAAGAUUCGAUGGAGCCAGUGAUAUUGAUUUUUUGACAACAUAUUCCCAAAACCAUUAUAAGAUGAAACUGAAAAUGAGUUAUUCUGAACCUGAAAAAUUCAAUGGCAGGUGGAGAACUAGCAUUUAUAAAGUUUGUGGUGAACAUCCGGAGGUAAACGAUGCAAGAAGAUUCAGUUCAAUCUCAAGAAAUAGAACUUUGCAUGAGGAACGUAAGAAAUUAACACAUUCGAAUAUAUUAUAUUAAAAAGACAAAACAAUGAUGGAAUUUUUGUAUCAUAAAGUUUGUUUUGAUAAAAUUUUUGUAAAUAUUUAUAUUAGGUACU
Messenger RNA from Dendronephthya gigantea, 847 nucleotides. RefSeq lists its product as uncharacterized. The transcript has 4 exons. Bases 70 to 768 code for a protein of 232 amino acids. The record is from RefSeq and is a predicted model, not a curated record. NCBI's taxonomy places the organism in Eukaryota, Metazoa, Cnidaria, Anthozoa, Malacalcyonacea, Nephtheidae.